ACAAACUGAAAAAUAUUCUUGGAGUUAAGCUUGUGAUACUGGCAGCUCAAGAAUGGACAGAAAGCAUGGAAAAUACGUAGUAAAUGUUGAACCAUCUGGAAACCAGCCACCAAUCCCAUGUCCUAGUGACCAAGAAGCUCACAGCUCCACACGUUGGUGUCCACCUUCAGAUGACAUAACUGGGGAUGUAUCCUCCAACUUAACUGGGGUCUGGGUGAACCCAGGAAUUCUUGCACACUCGAGAUGUCCACAACCAGAAUUAUGCAACACACAGGUAAAAAGAAAUUGCUGCAAUGACUGGUCUCUGUGGAAAGUAUUCCUGGCUUGUCUGUUAGCUUGUGUGAUAACAACAGCGAUAGGAGUACUCAUAAUAUGCCUCGUAAAUAAUACGGGAAAUGGCAGCUCCUCCGUUGUUAUCCAACUCCCCACAAACAAUGGAGAGCCUGUAGUUGUUGUACCUGGAACAACUUCUACUACUUCUCAAACUACUGUGACCACCACCUCAAGUAAAAGCACAGCUGCCACCACUCCAACAGAAUCUAAAUCUACAACAACCACAGCUACCACCACCUCUUCAAGUGAAACCACAGCUGCCACUGCUUCAACAGAAUCUACAACCACCACAGCUACCACCACCACUUCAAGUGAAACCACAGCUGCCACUGCUUCAACAGAAUCUACAACCACCACAGCUACCACCACUCCAACAGAAUCUACAACCACCACAGCUACCACCACCACUUCAAGUGAAACCACAGCUGCCACCACUCCAACAGAAUCUACAACCCCCACAGCUACCACCACCACUUCAAGUGAAACCACAGCUGCCACCACUUUAGCAGAAUCUACAACCACCACGGCUAUCACCACUCCAACAGAAUCUACAACCACUAUAGCUACCACCACUUCAAGUGAAACCACAGCUGCCACCAGUUCAAGUUAA
Molecule: messenger RNA, 943 nt
Organism: Tupaia belangeri chinensis (Chinese tree shrew)
Lineage: Eukaryota; Metazoa; Chordata; Mammalia; Scandentia; Tupaiidae
Gene: DYNAP
Product: dynactin associated protein
Exons: 4
Coding region: 53-943 (296 amino acids)
Biological process (GO): activation of protein kinase B activity
Cellular component (GO): plasma membrane; Golgi apparatus
Source: RefSeq, a predicted model, not a curated record